AUCUUAUAUAAUCAAAGUUAUCCAAAUCUACAAGAUUUGUUGUGAAAAUAUUAUUUUUUGUUUUUUUGCUCUAAGAUCACUAAUGCCAAUAUAAUGGAUGAUGGAGUAUUAACUGAUCUGAAAAAGAGCAGAUCUUUUGUUAUUCAUCGAGAUAAAACAGAUCAGGAAGAGGUUUCUGUUUUUCAAAGAUUUGUUCGGACCUGCCAGACAGGAGUUAUUGGAAGCUUAGAGAAAUUUUUUAUUUGGUAUGGGGAACUUGUUGCAACCCAUCCGUGGAAAGCAAUUCUUGUUUGUUUUCUGGCGACACUGCUCGGGGGACUAGGCCUUCUUAGGUUCCAUGAGGAAGGAGAUGCUGCAUCUAUUGUUAUUCCAACAAAUUCAGAAUUUAGGAGAAAUAUUGAUUUUCUAGAUAAUAACUUCCCUAGAGAAAUUCGAGUUCACAGUGUAGUUUAUGUAGCAGACAAUGUUCUCACACCCUCAGUCAUACAGUAUAUUUACAAGCAACGAAAGGAUCUUCAAAACCUAGAGACUGACAAAAAGACAUUUCAGGAUAUGUGCAUCAGAGUUCCUAUUCUAAAGUUUCCAGAAAACGGAUUGGGUGGUUCAGACUCAGGAAAGAAAAGUACGGUGAAUAAUUUUGAGAAUGAUGAUUGGGGUGAUGAGUUUAAGGAGUUUGAUGAAAUAUUUGAACAAUCUGAGGGAGGUGAUCCAUUCAAUGGAGGAUUAGGAAACCUAUUCUCAGAGAAAGAAGUUGAUGUUGAUCUUCUUAUGAGCUGGAGUAAUACAUUUUAUCCAGAACCGUACUGCUCUGCUGUGAAAGCGACUGAAACAGCUUGUUUUGAGUUGAAUAUAGUUGAGCUAUGGGGAGAUCAAGGCCACUACAGUGAGUCAACUGACCUAAAAAUAGCUUUCCUCACACAGGCCGAUAUCCUGGACAAAAUAAACAAUAAGAAUAUCAGCCAAAUAUUUCUCAAAGAAAAAAACUUUAAAGAACUGCUUGGAGAUGUUAAAUACAAUAAAGAAGGAGAAAUUAUCGGAGCAGGAUCAGUGGAACUCAAAUUUUACACAACUGUUAAUAUCAGCUCAGUAAAACUCUAUGGGACAGCAUCAAGAGGAGAAAAGAUAGAUCAAGCCUCAUAUGAUUUUGAAGGAGCACUGAUUAAGCUGUUUACCACGCGGGAAGGAAUGCCACGUCACAUGACCAGUUAUGUAAACGUUCAGAGACAGUUCUUUGAAAGUUUUGUAGGACAGACAUUCAAGGAUGCUGAUAAACUUGUUCUUGGCUAUGUUCUUGUCUUCAUCUAUGUUAAUCUUAUGCUUAGUAAAUUCAACUGUGUGGAACAGAGAAUAGGUUUAUCUGUGGUUGGAAUCUUGAGUGUUGCAAUGGGUAUGAUACUCGCCUAUGGGGUUUGCUCUCUCUUUGGACUAUUUUAUUCAGCAGCUCAUACUGUUAUUCCAUUCCUCCUCUUGGGCAUAGGAAUUGAUAACAUCUUUGUGAUAACACAGGCGUUUAACACCCUGGAAGCAAGCUCAGUACCUCUUAGUCUUGUGAAAAGAAUAGGACAAACCAUGGGUCAUGCUGGGGUAGCUGUCUCAGUAACAACGUUCACAGAUGUAAUUGCAUUCUUUGUUGGGUCCAACACAGUUCUCCCUGGUUUAGCUAGUUUCUGUGUAUAUUCAGCUGUAUCCAUCUUUGCUAUUUAUGCACUACAGGUCACUCAUUUUGUUGCUUGGAUGAGCCUUGAUGAGAAGAGAAUGCGCGCACAUCGAGAUGGAUGCUUAUGCUGUGUUACACACAAGAACUUUCAGUCCUUCGAGUUCAGCAGGAAGAGUAUAUUGAACAAAGCGUUUAGGAUGCUUGGACUACUCAUUACAAACACUGUGUUCAAGAUAUUUAUCAUUUUGUUAACAAUAACAUUUAUUGUUUUCGGAAUUUGGGGUGCCUUGUCGCUUACACAGGAAUAUCAACCUGAAUGGCUGCUUCCUCCAGAAUCAGAAAUUGCUCAAUGGUUUGGAAUAAAGGCUAUUUAUUAUCCGAGUCAUGGCGAGCCUGGGUUUGUAAUGAUUCCUAAAAUUGAUAUGUCAACAGAAUUCUUUAAAGUGGAACAACUUGUACAAACAUUGAGGAGUCGAGACAAGAACAUAGAAUGGGUUAAUACAUGGACUGCUGAUUUUAGAAACUAUGUAAAUACCUUUACUUUUUCCUCAUUGUCCUUCGAGGAACUGAUGCAGGAUGAAGACUUUUUCAGAGAUAAAUUCACACAGUUCCUGUAUAGUCCCAAGGGAGCUGCCUACCAACCUUAUUUUGAGUUCGGAGAGGAGCUAGAGUGCGGCAAACCAGCACCAGAUCUUCUACUUCAGGCUAUACCGUUUGGGCAUCUUCGAUUUGAAAGAUCAAGUGAAUGGAUUCCAGCGAUGCAGGAGGUGGAACAAAUUGUUCAAGAUGCUGGGUUCAGUAAUUACUCAUUUCCGAUGGCACUAACUUACAUAAACUGGAAAACAGAUGCUAUCGUAGGGAUAGAACUGUUUAGGAAUAUAGGAAUAGCUUUGAUCUGUAUAUUCACAGCUACCUUGUGCACCCUGGGAUCCUGGAGGGGUAGUAUGUUUGUCAUGAUGUGCGUCCUUCUUACAUGCGUAGAUGUUUCAGGAUUUAUGCACUGGUGGGGACUAACCAUAGACAUCACUUCUAUGAAUAUUCUAAUUAUCAGUGUUGGGCUCUGCGUAGACUUCUGUGCGCACAUUGUUCACGGAUUUCUUAUUGGUAAAGGAACGCGGCAUGAGCGGGUCGUCUUUGUUAUGGAGAAUAUUGCCCCGGCUGUUCUCAAUGGAGGGUUCUCUUCCCUACUAGCCCUCUCACUUCUUGUCACAUCACGCUCACACAUUUUCAUAUCAUUCUUCAAAAUAUUCUUCAUGAUUUGCACAUUUGGGCUGUUUCAUGGACUAGUUACUUUGCCCGUUGUUCUAACAUUAAUCGGCCCUGAGGACCCUGACGUAAAAAGGGAGAAAAAGGAAAAGAAAGCAGCGCAGAAAGAGAAUAAAGAAAACCUUAAAGCAGAAUCAUUCGAUAUGGAAAACAAAAGCUGGUUGACAAGAACACGCGUCGACGAUAAAUACCUCAGAUCCAUCAAAUCAGACACAAACAUUGUUUUGAAACAGCACAGAAAGCAGGGGGAGCAUGAACUUCGAGCUCACUUUGAAGAAAAGAAGAAAGGUUUUGAGGAGCAGAAAGUUUUGGAUCCGUUACUCCAGGAUAAAAUAGAACUAGAUAGUUUACAUACAGCUAAAGAAUCUGUUCUUUAAGAAUUUAUGAUUCUUGAUUCUUAGAAUAAAUUUUUCUAUUGUUA
This is a messenger RNA of Eurytemora carolleeae, 3344 nucleotides long. RefSeq names its product patched domain-containing protein 3. The coding region runs from base 94 to 3300 and encodes 1068 amino acids. The transcript has 31 exons. The record is from RefSeq and is a predicted model, not a curated record. NCBI's taxonomy places the organism in Eukaryota, Metazoa, Arthropoda, Copepoda, Calanoida, Temoridae. Gene Ontology annotation, cellular component: membrane.